AUGGAUACUUCUGCGGAUAACAAAAAUGUUGCACAUACAAGCGGUACAAACCCACCAAUUCAUUUAAGCGAGCUAUGGAAGGGGGCUAUUGAUGUUCAAACGACCGAAGUGUCAGGUAGUCCGUCCACGGAAAGCAUGGGCAACUUGGAUAAGGACAAGCGGUCCAUCGCUGCAACAAAAAUGGGCACCAGGAGGACCGUCGCAUAUAUUGACAUCUUGAAAUAUAUUAUGGGAACUCUACCUGGUAAGGACAAAUUGGCUAAAAUUAUCAAAGCGUUGCUAGAUUUGAUCAAGUUGUACCUGUCCUCCCCUCACCGGAUCGCUAACCUAAAAUCUGUCUCACUUCUGCUGAAACCCGUCGUUUCGUUGCAGCUGCUGGUCGACAAAUUCCUCACCACUGUUCUGACGCACUCUAGAGCUAAUUUUGCCAGUAGACAGUUAGGUAAUUUCAGAUACGUGAUUCGUUGUGGUGGGACUCCGUUCAGGGUUAUCAAGCUUGCUCAGAAGCUAGGCGGUGUCAACUUGGGGAACUAUAAAAAAAAAUUGCUAAAUGAAACCACGUUGCAAGAUGUUAUUGACCUCUACUAUGGUAUCUUUGACGAGUUGGACACGUUGCAUAGGCUGAAAAUAUGGAAAAAUGAGAAGCUGUUCAAAAUUGUCUCCGACCACGAGUGUAUUUCGUGGGAAUCAGACAUUAUGCUUGGCUUGAAGAAAAACUGGGCGCAGUUACAGACAAACUGGGAAGCACAACAGCAAUUGACCCCGUCUGCAGAAUUAUCAUCGGGUUUGCGGGAAGCAUUGAAAAGGGAGGAGAGACUGAUCAAGCUCGAUAUCGCGCGUCUGACUUGCGAUCUGCUAGCAAAUUCCUCCGAGUUAUUCCACUGGAACAUCCAUUUACCCAAGGGUACCUAUGAAGUGUUGUCUCUCGCGUCUGGUUGUCUGGGCUUUGCCAAGUGCUGGAUUGUUUCCAGGGAAGAGCUGAUAACGGAAAAAAAACACAGAUAA
This is a messenger RNA of Huiozyma naganishii CBS 8797, 1005 nucleotides long. RefSeq lists its product as uncharacterized. Bases 1 to 1005 code for a protein of 334 amino acids. The transcript has a single exon. Gene Ontology annotation, biological process: peroxisome fission. Lineage: Eukaryota; Fungi; Ascomycota; Saccharomycetes; Saccharomycetales; Saccharomycetaceae. The record is from RefSeq and is a predicted model, not a curated record. Gene Ontology annotation, cellular component: peroxisomal membrane.